AUGUUGCCUCGUGAAAUGCAAGGUAUCCUGGCGUGCUGUAGUCCGGUACCGUUGCAUGUGAAGCAAGAAUUGCAUGCGCUACAUCGUAUCAUCAGCACGGCUCGUGAUCAGCCUCUGGUGAAACGAGCAGUAUCUGCUCCAACUAUUGGCACAUUGACAUUCGAGAAUGUCGUUUCGCAAAUUCGCAAUAUUGCUUAUGAGAAAUUUGGCGGUGGUAAAGAUCUAGAAAGUGGUAACAAAAGCAACAACCCUCAUACUGCAUCUCCUUCCCCUGAUGUCUACAUAAUUGGCGAAACUGGCUUUGACCAAGAAACGAAACAACGUUUAGCAAAAGUGCUAAAGAUGUUGGAGGAAUGGGCAACACCGUUUGAAUGCUAUCGUAUCACUAUGAUGGAGAAAAAAUCAAACGCAGUGGAGCAAGAGGCUGAGAAGCCGGAAACGGAAAAAAGUGGAACCGAAGUAAGCAGUGGAAAGAAACUGUGGUCACAUUUCGAUCCUGCCACAAAUCGCGGACCUGCUGGAGAAAAAACUUCUGAUGGGACAAAUUUGGAAGAUGGGGCACAAUGCAAAUCUGAAAAGGAGGUAAUUUACAUCGAAGAGGUUAUGACUUUGACGGAAAAAGAGCGGAGAAAGAAGAGAAAACGGGUACUUUUUUAA
Gongylonema pulchrum is the source of this 657-nucleotide messenger RNA. Lineage: Eukaryota; Metazoa; Nematoda; Chromadorea; Rhabditida; Gongylonematidae. The record is from the annotation of a GenBank genome assembly.